CCUCUUCGCUUUAUUCCCCUUCAUAUUUUGGCCCUCCUUUGCCCCUUCAGGCCCUCACUCCUCAGUACUCCUACUGCUGCUACUCUACUCCCUCCUCUCUCCAGCUGCUCGUCUCCUUGGGCAACGGAGAGCGCAAGCACACUAGCACAGCUGCACAGGCACAGCUGCACAGCUCAGUGUGUCCUUCCUUGCACUGUCCUCUGCGCCAGCCACCUUGCAUCUCCUCCCUCUUUCCCUCUCCGGUCCUUCAAAUCCUGAGCUGAGCUGCCCCGGGUUGGGUUCUUGCAUUGCUUGAGGUGGUCGCAUCCGUGUGUGUGUGUCCUCGGCACCGCGUGUUUUCCUUGGAUUCAGGUGCUACGGCCAUUUACUACUGCUGCCCCCCUGGUCGUUUCAGCAGGCCGGAGGCAUUAACUUCCACUGGCAUUGAUUUGAUCCCUGUCAUGGUGAGCUUGUUGGCUACUGCGUGGGGCUGACCAUUCCCGGAGUCUCUCGGCUAUCUUUGAUCCUACUCCUGGUUUAGUUCCUGAAAUCUUGCGGUUUUUUUCUUCUUCGGUGGCUGCCGUUCUUGAUGUUCCUGCCCAAGUGACUGGUUUAUCUUGCUCUCCAUCAAUUCGGUUUUGGGUUGCUGCGGUGGAUUCUUUGCUCCCCUUCGAGAUACUGCUUGGAUCAUUAGUUCAUUACACGGUUAGCAGAGGAACUCUUGGAGUUGGGGAUUCCUUUGUUCUUCUUUUCACAGUUUGGAAUAUCAGGAGCUGGCUUGGAAUCUUCCAAGCAAGGGGAAAAAGUUCUCUGGGAUAGGGAGAAACAGAAUCCUGUUCUUCCCCCUUUCAUUCCACUAGUAUAUACUGCUCUGAGAGGAGCAAUUGGAGGCAUGGUUUGGAUUUUGGUGGUUUGAGGAGGGAAGAAGCAUCCCUGGAGCUGUAUGAGGAGGCAUUGAGACAAUGAGAGAUGAGAAUUCAAUCAAGACCAAGGCCUGGAAGAAGCUAUCCUGGUCCAAGACCUUUGUUAGGAAGUGGUUCAACAUCAAAACAAAAGCCAAGGACUUCCAUUCAGAUUAUGCAGUUGAAGAAGUAGGUGUCCAGUGGAGAACCAGUUUCUCAGAGAGAGAUGUAUGCAAAUCCAAGAAAAGCAGAACAGAGAGGUUGCCUAGGAAGAGUGUGGAUCGAGAUUCCCGGGUAGGAAAUGGAUUUGACCGUGCUUAUAUCACAAAUACACAAGACUACAGGGUCUUUGUUGCAACAUGGAAUGUGGGUGGAAGGUCACCAUCGAGUCAUUUGAAUUUGGAAGACUGGCUUCAUACUUCUCCGGCUGCUGAUAUAUAUGUCAUUGGGUUACAGGAAAUUGUUCCUUUGAAUGCUGGCAAUGUCCUAUUGACCGAAGACAAUGGUCCAGCAAAGAAAUGGGUCGCACUUGUUAGAAAAACGCUAAACAAUAUAGACCAAGGCUCUGUUGUGUACAACUACCACACCCCUUCGCCGGUUCCAGAUCCUAUUGUUGAGCUCAAUGUUGAUUUUGAACGAUCAUCAAGAAGACCAAGGAAUUCAUCUUUCUUCCAUCGACGUUCAUUCCAGUCCUUCAACCGAAGCUCAAGAAUUGACAUGAUGGAUCCCCACUCAUUAGUGGAUCGUCGUUUCAGUGUUUGUGACCGGAUUAGCUUUGGGAGUAGGCCAAGUGAUGUUGACACCAGUAUGAGAUAUGGUGGGUCAUCUGAUGAUGAGAAUAUUGACGAGGAAUCACCUAGUGGUAUAUACAUCUCACCAAUGCCAUACGGUUAUGGUGCUCCACUAUGCUAUGAUGAUAACAAAAGACAGUUGAUAAACACUAGCAGAUAUUGCCUAGUUGCCAGCAAGCAAAUGGUUGGUGUUUUUCUCAUGGUUUGGGUACGAAGUGAUAUAAGGGAACAUGUGAAGAACUUGAAGGUUUCAUGUGUUGGCAGAGGUUUGAUGGGAUAUCUCGGAAAUAAGGGAUCGAUAUCAAUCAGCAUGUCUCUGCAUCAGACAAGCUUCUGCUUUGUUUGCACUCACUUGACCUCAGGGCAAAAGGACGGUGAUGAACUUAGAAGAAAUGCAGAUGUUGUAGAAAUUUUGAGGAAGACCAGAUUCCCACAUGUCCAUGGUGUAGGUGACGAGAAGUCACCGGAGACAAUUCUUGACCAUGAUCGUAUAAUAUGGCUUGGGGAUCUUAAUUACCGAAUAGCUCUUUCAUACCGUUCGGUGAAGGCUCUAGUUGAGAUGCACAAUUGGAAACAGUUACUAGAGAAGGACCAGCUUCGAAUAGAGCAAAGGUAUGGUCGGGUAUUUUCAGGCUGGAAAGAAGGGAGGAUUUAUUUUCCUCCCACAUACAAAUACUCCUACAAUUCUGACAGAUACGCAGGCGACGAUAUGCGUCCGAAUGAGAAGCGAAGAACACCUGCAUGGUGCGACCGGAUUCUAUGGUAUGGGAGAGGCCUGAAUCAACUAUGUUAUGUUCGCGGCGAGUCUAGAUUCUCAGAUCACAGGCCUGUAUACAGCAUUUUCACUGCGGAGGUUCAGAUACCGAGCCAAACCCAAUUUUGCAGCUUUGCUCGUUCUACCUCUCUAAUGGGGGUGGAUGAACUACCAUACCCAACUUAUCCACGCAGUUACACAGAUAUCAAUUUUUAUUGAUUGUGUAUCUCGAUGGAGCCAAGACAUUCUUCAGUCCCAGAAUACACCAGAUGAACUUCAUUUCUCCCAAGAUUCCAGCAAUUGGAAUAUUGUCAGCCAACAGAUACUCAAGGAGAUGCUUUCUAAUUGUAAAAUUAGGAAGAUUUGCGCAGUCAAGCAAAGUUUUGAAUCUAACAAUCCGCGAGUACCAGUUUACAACAGCAACCAAAAAAAAAAGAGGAGAGUUUUAGUUCCGAAAUAAGCUAAUCACUAACAACUGAAGCUGAUUUGCAGUGUGCUUUUGGAUACCCCUUCAUCAUACAGAAUUCCUUUUUCCUUCGCCACCAUUUGUACUACUUGAAAGGCUUUGUUUCCUCUUUUGCUUUUCUUUCUUUUUUGUUCUUGGUCUUCUGAUGUAACAAGAGCCCCUUGGGCACUGAUAUUUAAUUGGAAGUAGAAACAGUGCAGUAUCAUUUGUACAGCAUAAUGUUGAUGCUA
This is a messenger RNA of Oryza sativa Japonica Group (Japanese rice), 3122 nucleotides long. The record is from RefSeq and is a predicted model, not a curated record. Lineage: Eukaryota; Viridiplantae; Streptophyta; Magnoliopsida; Poales; Poaceae.